AUGGGCAACGGCCAAGGAAAGCCCGUCGACCUCAACGGCGAAGUUAAUCUUAAUCACUUUCGUUUGUUGCGAGUCGUCGGUCGAGGUGCCUUCGGAAAGGUACGAAUUGUCGAGCGAAAGGAUACAAACCUCUCCUUCGCUCUUAAAUAUAUCCGAAAAGAUGAAGUUGUACGAUCUGAGAGUGUGCGUAACAUCAUCCGAGAACGUCGAAUGCUGGAAUAUGUCAACCAUCCUUUCAUCUGUAACUUGAGAUACAGUUUCCAGGACAUUGAAUACAUGUACCUUGUGGUUGAUUUGAUGACUGGUGGAGACUUGCGGUUCCACAUUUCGAGAAAGACCUUCACCGAAGAGGCUGUUAGAUUUUGGAUUGCCGAGCUUGGAUGCGCCUUGCGAUAUGUACACAGCCAGAACAUUAUACACCGCGAUAUCAAGCCUGACAAUGUGCUACUCGACGCCGAUGGCCACGUCCAUUUGACAGAUUUUAACGUUGCUUCUGAUGUCAUUCCUGGCAGGACGCUUACAAGCAAAUCUGGUACACUGGCUUACCUUGCACCUGAAGUAUACGCUGGUAAAGGAUAUGACGUUCGAGCAGAUUGGUGGUCUUUAGGUGUCUUAUUUUACGAAUGCAUCUAUAACAAGCGACCAUUCGAAGGCGGCUCAGAGGGAUCCCUUAGUCAACAGAUCCAGGCUGCUUCGCCCAAAUACCCCGUAACACAGCCACCUGUUUCCCUCUCUUGCCUCUACGCGAUUGGCUCCGCCCUCGAUCCGAACCGUGACACUCGAAUGGGAUCGACGUGGGAAAGUUUCAUUUACAACGAGUUCUUCAAGUGCCUCGAUUUCGAGCUUCUUGAACUAAAGCGGAUUGAGCCGAUAUUCGUUCCUUCGUCAGAAAAGACCAACUUUGAUGCUACCUACGAUCUUGAAGAGCUACUGUUAGAAGAGGCUCCACUUGAGGCUCGCGCAAGACGACAGAAACCACGAGAACGCCUAAAGGAUGAUGCAACUGAGAAGGAGAUCCGAGAAGAUGAACUGUACCGCAUGAUCGAGUCGGAUUUCAAGCCUUUCGACUACACAGUAGCCGCCUAUAAAAGAAUUACCGAGGGCGCUGGUUCUACCGAGGAAGGUUCUCAAGCUACAGACAAUGCUCCCCAGGCAAUCACAACCGACGAAGCGACACCUGUGCCCGCAGCUAACGGAGGCUACCAGUCAUCACCUCUUAACCCAAGUACCAGCAACGAAAGUCGCACAGGACGUCCAGUACGUCCCGCUCCACCACCUCCACUACAGAACAAUUUCCAAACUCGCCAUGUUCCGAUUGUUGCUGGUCAGCGAAUGACGAGUCCUACUGGAGGUGUGCAGGUGACUCUGGAUGGUAGUGGUAGCUGGUCUGAGCUGGCUCGUCAGGAUGCAACCUUGCCCACGGACGCUAAUAAUAUUGGCGACGGCAAGAGCGAAGGCUCUGGUGGCAUGUUUGGAUUCCUGAAGAGCAAGAAGGGCCGCACAAAUAGCCCCAAGCCAAAGGAGAGAGGUGUGCUAGGCAAGGAAGGCGCAAGAGUUGUCAUCGGUUAG
Fusarium poae is the source of this 1569-nucleotide messenger RNA. RefSeq lists its product as uncharacterized. Gene Ontology annotation, biological process: peptidyl-serine phosphorylation; intracellular signal transduction. Bases 1 to 1569 code for a protein of 522 amino acids. The record is from RefSeq and is a predicted model, not a curated record. NCBI's taxonomy places the organism in Eukaryota, Fungi, Ascomycota, Sordariomycetes, Hypocreales, Nectriaceae. The transcript is spliced from 7 exons. Gene Ontology annotation, molecular function: protein serine/threonine kinase activity; ATP binding.